This is a messenger RNA of Daldinia caldariorum, 1969 nucleotides long. Its product is annotated as Aldo/keto reductase. The record is from RefSeq and is a predicted model, not a curated record. Gene Ontology annotation, cellular component: cytosol. Gene Ontology annotation, molecular function: D-arabinose 1-dehydrogenase [NAD(P)+] activity. Lineage: Eukaryota; Fungi; Ascomycota; Sordariomycetes; Xylariales; Hypoxylaceae. Bases 331 to 1596 code for a protein of 421 amino acids. The transcript has a single exon. Gene Ontology annotation, biological process: dehydro-D-arabinono-1,4-lactone biosynthetic process.
GUUCACAAUAUGGUAUAGCAACAAUAUAAUUAUAGUCCAAAGUCUAGCUCGUCCCCCACUUUCACCUGCCGAGACCCUGAAAAUCCCUCGAUUAUAUUUCUAAUCUUCGUGUUACUGCUACUGCGACUGCCACUAGCUGAUAUAAUAGAGUCUAAAACUAUUUUCUCGAACAACUAUCUGAUAUCCCAUCUUCUUUCAUACCUUAGGUACCUACCUACCUAAACUCGUAUUUAUCUAUUUCCAACUUCUGGUCCAUCUUCUAAUGGUACUUUCCUUCUAGACAAAAAUAGAAAUUUACCUACAUAGAAACAAACCCUCAAAUCUCCAACAAUGGGUUCCCUCCCCCCAAACCCAACUUCCAACAACAACAACACCACGAACCCUCCCCGCCCACCCCUCCACGACUCCAUCCCCCCUCUCAUCCUCGGCACCGCCACCUUCAACACCCAAUACGUCGCGAACCCGUACGACCUCCCCGCCGUAUCCAUCGUCUCGCGCGCCCUGGACCUCGGCGUCCGCGCCUUCGACACGUCGCCGUACUACGGCCCCUCGGAGCUCAUCCUCGGCGACGCCCUCUCGCACCCGUCCGUGUCCGCCGCCAACCCUCGCCCCUCGUACUUCCUCGUCACCAAGGCCGGCCGCAUCGCCCCCGACGUGUUCGAUUACAGCCCCGCCUGGAUCCGGUACUCGGUGCUGCGCAGCCUCGAGCGCCUGCGCGCGGACUACCUCGACCUGGUCUACGCGCACGACGUCGAGUUCGUGGCCCCCGCCGAGGUCCUCGCCGCCGUGCGCGAGCUGCGCCGCCUGCGCGACCAGGGCCUCGUGCGGUACGUCGGCAUCAGCGGGUACCCGGUCGACCAGCUGUGCGCGCUCGCGGAGGCGGUGCUCGCGGAGACGGGCGAGCCGCUCGACGCCGUGCUGAGCUACGGCCACUACACCAUCCAGAACACGACCCUGGGCGCCUCCGCGAUGGCCCGGUUCGCGAGCGCCGGCGUCGACGUCGUGCUGAACGCCAGCAUGCUCAAUAUGGGCUUGCUGACGACGCGGGGCGCGGAUGCCGGUCCCUUGGCCGCGUGGCAUCCGAGCCCGGAGGGGUUGCGGAAGACGUGUCAGGAGCUGGUGCCGCUUGCGACGGAGGCGGGCGAGAAGUUGGAGGUCGUCGCUAUCCGGUGGGCUCUGGACAACUGGUCGCGAGUCGGCGCGUCCAGAGGCGGCCGCACGCCAAAACUACCGGCCGGAACUCGCGUGGGCGUAAGCGUCAUGGGCAUCUCGAGCGUGCCCGAGCUGGAAGAAACGUGCCGGGUAUUCCAGAGCGUAAUAGAGGGGCUCGAGCCCGAGACGUCGGAUCCGGAGCAGACGGAGCGAAGGCGAUGGAGUCUGGACCGCCGCCAAAAGAUCCAGGACGUGGUAGAGAAGAUGUGGGCGGUCCUGGGCCGGUGGAAGGACUACAGCUGGAGCAGUCCGGAUCCCGGAUUCGUCAAUGCGAGAAAGCCUGCCGAGGUCGGCGUCACACCCGAUGACGGGAUCCUCCUCAAGUACGCCGUCAAAAAUAAGGUGAGUGUGAACGUGGAGGAAUUGCCGUUAUCGGCUGUUUAACUAUGAUAAAAAAACUACCCGACUGAACCUAUUAUAACGUACGAAAAUAUUUCGGUGCGGAAAUUCGUGCGGGCUAUUAUGAUAUACCAGGAGGUAUCAACGAAGCUAUAACAUCCAUAUCAUAUCCAUGGGGUUUAUGACUCUACACCUAUUGAGGCGUCUGGUCUUUGCAAUCCUUGGUGUAAACCCUAGGGGUUUAUCGUAUAGGUUCUUCCGUGGAAUUUAGUUAGCACAUGAGCCGUAGCCAGAUGGUAAUGAAGUAAAUGUAGAACGGUAAUGGGCUGCUACAUAUAGUGUCCUAACCUUACCAUAGCCCUGCAAGUUAGAGAUAAUUUUCCCAGUAACCAUCUUACAAGGCACAAGCUACGACACG